Molecule: messenger RNA, 1440 nt
Organism: Trichomonas vaginalis G3
Lineage: Eukaryota; Parabasalia; Trichomonadida; Trichomonadidae
Product: thioredoxin domain-containing protein 16 family
Exons: 1
Coding region: 1-1440 (479 amino acids)
Source: RefSeq, a predicted model, not a curated record
AUGUUCUUAUUACUGCAAUCAGCAUUAGCUUUUUAUGUUGAGAGGCCAGAAACUGAUGAAGAAGUCAUUAAAAACCUAGAUGAUCGCACGAUGCGUGAGACAAUCAAGAAAGAUCGUUCUGCAUUUGUUCUUUUCCACGCGGACCAUCAACGUGUAUCUGAUUCUGCAUAUCUACAGUAUUCAUCAAUAGCCAAGAAGUAUAAAAAUGCCUCUAAAUUCUAUGUUGUCCCUGCAUCUGUUGGCCAAGAUGUUGCAAGAACAUAUGGAGUUGUUGGCUACCCAUUCUUAUUCCAUUUUAGAUACGGAACUAAGACAGGAAACCAUUUCGGAAGAUAUACACGCUCUUCAAUUGAAAGAUUUAUCGCAAAUCAUACGAAAAUUGCCUGCCUGGAAAUAAAUCCAACAGGCAGCCAAGGCGAUGUCAUCAACCAGAUCGCUAACGAGUACAUUGAUGCCUCAGCAAUUGUCCUUGUUGUUUCAGAUUCAAAUAAUGAGUUUGGAAAGGCAGCUGACAAGCUCAUUGACGAACUUGCACCAUUCAUGCCAUUCGCACGUAUCAAAGAUGAGGCCAAAGCUAUAGAAAUCGGUUUCGAAGCUCCAUCUUUGAUUUUAUUAAGAGCAGACGACAGACAAACAGUGAAAUACGACGGCGGUGCAGAUUCUGACGAGAUGUUCUUAUGGAUCAUGCACAACUCCAUUCCGAAAUUCCGUCCUCUUAAUCCACAAAAAUUAUUCUCACACGAUGGAGUUAGUUUAGACGCAGUCAUUGCAAUGAGUUACGGUGUUGGCUCAGACGAUCUCUUCAUCUCUCUCGAAAACAUUACGAACCAAGUUCCGUGGUUAGCAGCGUAUUACGUUGAUUUGACUGAGAUGCCAACAAUUGGAAGGAUGAUGAAUGUUACAGGUGAAUCUCUUGUUUUCGUGAGAGCGAACUAUUCUAAGAUACAGUUUUCCGUCCAGUCUUCUAAGUCACCAGAGAAAGCUCUCGAUUUCGAAGAAGACAAACUCGAAAUGAAAACGAUCGAAGCACCUCCUUCUCUCUACGGAUACGUUCGAAAGAUCACAGAACCAGAGUUCGAACGACUUGAAGAGAGAGGAGAAAAGUUUGUUGUUAUGUUUGGUUCAGCGUUCUGUUCUAAGUGCAGAAACAUGAGAGAAUCAUACUUCGAUGCAGCGAUGGCAUUAGGAAGACAAGGUUCUAAAAUCAGUUUCUCAUAUUGGGACAUCACAGAAAUGACACCAUCUUUCAGUCGUGAUAAAGACAUCUCUGUCCCAAGUAUAUUCGUUGUAUCAAAAGGAGAUGUCGAAACAAUGGAACAGUACACAGGACCAACAAACUUCCUUUCGAUCAUCGAGUGGUCAUCUGCACUGAUUGGUAAAUCUGAUGAUGCAGACAAGAUGAUCAAAUCUGAACUUGGUUCUGAAUUCGACGAAAUUUAA